Messenger RNA from Oreochromis niloticus (Nile tilapia), 3892 nucleotides. RefSeq names its product lysosome membrane protein 2. Gene Ontology annotation, biological process: receptor-mediated endocytosis; protein targeting to lysosome. The coding region runs from base 282 to 1562 and encodes 426 amino acids. Gene Ontology annotation, cellular component: lysosome; membrane; cytoplasm. The transcript is spliced from 12 exons. NCBI's taxonomy places the organism in Eukaryota, Metazoa, Chordata, Actinopteri, Cichliformes, Cichlidae. The record is from RefSeq and is a predicted model, not a curated record. Gene Ontology annotation, molecular function: scavenger receptor activity.
CUCUCUCUCUCUCUCUCAGUACCAGGUUUUAGAAGUAUCUGGUAUUUUAAUGAAGAAGUACAACCAUUUUGAUACUCAUUUGCUCCUCCCACUCGCCUCUGCCUGACAGAGGAGUUCACCCUGGAGCCGUUAAGAGAGAAGUUUAAACCCCUGCUGCUCAGGAGACUGCGGUUACACCGUCCCACACCUCCCCUUUGUCGUGUCUAGUUGAAGAUUUUUGGAAAAUACAGUCCAAAAGUUUUUGGUUUCUUUUUUUCUGUGUGCCAAGAGGACAGCAGAAGAUGCCUGGCAGCAUGACUCGGAAAUGCUGUGCCAUUUACACCACCGGCUUCGUCUGCGCUCAUCUCCUGACAGUGGGGAUUGCCCUGGAAAUUACUUUAACAGAGAAGAGCCAAGUUUUCGAGUCAUGGAAGAAUCCACCUCCAUCUUAUUUGGAGUAUUACUUCUUCAACGUGACCAAUCCAGAGGUGUUCAUGGCAGGUGGGAAGGCAUCUGUUAAACAGAUUGGACCUUAUACUUACAGGGUACACAGGCCACGGGAAAAUGUAACCUUCCUGGAGAAUGGCACCAAGGUUUACGCCUUGAACCCAAAGACUUUUGUCUUUGUGCCUGAGAAGUCCGUCGGAGACCCACAGGUUGACAUCGUCAGGACUGUCAACAUCCCAUUUGUGACGAUAAUGAACGAGCUGAACUCCUACUCCUUCCUCUUGCGGUCUGUGUUUGCCAUGUACAUAAACAGCCUGGAUAUCAAACUUUUCAUGACCCGCACUGUGCACGAGGUUCUGUGGGGCUUUAAAGACCCUCUUCUCACAAAACUCCACUCCAUGAAGCCUGAAGUAGAUGAAUAUUUUGGGCUUAUGUGGAAGAACAAUGGCACCCACGACGGAGAGUUUGUGUUCCACACCGGUGAGCAGAACUACUUGGAUUAUGGGAAGAUCGACACGUGGAACGGCAUGAGGGAAAUGUCGUGGUGGUCAUCCAAUCAGAGCAACAUGAUCAACGGCACUGAUGGCACAGUUUUCCACCCGCUGAUAAACAGGAACGAGUUGCUCUACAUCUUUGCUGCUGAUUUCUGCAGGUCUAUUCAUUUAGCCUAUGUGGAAGACGUGGAGGUGAAAGGGAUUCAAGCGUACCGCUUUGCACCCCCUAGUGAUGUUCUCAUGAGUCCCAAAAACAACCCCACCAACGCGGGCUUCUGUGUGCCAGCUGGUGACUGUCUCGGCACCGGGGUGCAUAAAGUCAGCGUUUGUCGAGAAGGCGCUCCCAUUGUGGUGUCCUUCCCACACUUUUAUCAGGCUGACCGUGCUUACAUCAACGCCAUUGAUGGCCUUAACCCCAACAAGGAGGAGCAUGAGACGUAUUUUGAUCUGCAGCCGAUGACAGGAGUUCCCAUUCGUGCCUGUAAGAGAGCUCAGCUCAACAUGAUUCUGAAGAGAGUCGCCGGCUUUCCCAAAACAAAGAACAUUACCGAGACCAUUUUCCCCAUCAUGUUCGUGAAUGAGAUGGCGACUAUUGAUGAUGAGCCAGCAGCCCAGAUGAGGAACAUAAUGUGGCCUGUGUAACAAGCUAUGCCUAAUUAAAGUUGUUGAUUUAUAACAAACCUAUGUCCCCUCAGUGUGCAGCAGUAGAUGUUGUUUUCAUAUGUGCUACUGCAACUACAAAGUCAAACAUAUGGUUAGAUACAUUACUCCAGUAGAGAUGACUUGCCUAUAAUCCUGUCUGCUUCUGUGUUCCCCAGGAUACAUUUGUACUUCACUUUAAAAGUAUACUUUCCAUUUUUUACUGCUAAUGUGAGGAAUUGCUGAGAUUGUAUAGAAAGUAUUGACAAAUCCUGUUGCUUAGAAAAGUUGCUGUUGCUGUCGACUGCAUUAAUUCAAAUGUUGCUCCCUUCAGGCCUCAUAAAUUAGCUAAUUAGCUCCAGUUUAGGUCCUUGGACUCUACUGCUGUCAGGGAAAAGACUGCUGGAACAGAGAGACUUCUGUUUCCCCUCUUUGAGCUCUGAUGAUGCCUAUUUAUAGAAACAAACUAAUCUGUUCCAAUGCAGUGAGUGAACUGUCUAAUGUGCGGUUUCAGUUUUCCUUCCCAGCAACACAGUCCGCUUGAAUGCAGCCAUGAAUCAGUGACAUCAGAAACCUGCCUUCAGUUCGGGACUCUGUGUUAAAAUGUACACAAGAGCCUACAUGGACCCUUUGCUGAUGGAGUAGCACCUGGUGUGCUCAUACUAAAUUAAAGCUGGUGCUAAAAGCAAGUACUUCUCCAAAGACCUUUCAGCUGAAACUAUGUACAGUCAGGUGAUGGAAAAAGCAACCACUAAACUGGAACAAAUUCUUAGCAUUUAAAAACUGUGCUGGAAUUUAAAUAUUAGCAAGUAUAUCCUUCAGUAAGACCAGUGUUGGAGCUGAUAUAGACUGUGAAUGGGUUGUUUGUCACUUUAGCUGCCUCGAGGCUGAAGACACGAUGCAUCAGCAGCAACACUGAUCAGUGAGUGGUUGGUCAUAAACAUCUUAUGCCUACAUAGAUUUAUAGCUUCAGAUAAAGGUUCACUUUUGUCACUCUGCUCUACCCAGAAGGUGUCUUUAAAGCUUUUUCUGCAUACGCCAGUCAGAUUGGGUGACAUUCAGUGGCCUGCAAAGGUCAAGUGCCAGGUCAGAGUUUCUUCUUCCUUCUCAUCUGCUGAUGAUCUGAAUUUUCUGUUGCAUACAACAAAACUGUCACCCUGACUGAUUUUUAGUAUAGUUGUUGACCUUUGAACUUUCCAGUUUGUGUGUGGCAUCAAUGUGACACUGACAGCUUUGACCUGCUGUUGGCAUUUACUAAAAUGUGUUUUUGACUUUUGUCUGUAAGUGCAGCCAAGCUACUUGUAGUUGGCAUCAGAAUAUUUUCCAUGUUUUUAUCUCAGACUUGAAGCACUGCCUGUCUGUGUCAAAGGCAGGAAAAUUCAGUCGUCUCCAGGAGAAUUAAGUCACUCAUCCCUGUCUGGAAAAUUAUAAGCACAGAAAUCUAUGAAUAAGGCCGCUUUUUUUCUUCUUUGGAAGUUAUAUAAUUUAUUUAGUUUCUGGUGCCCCCAUGGUGCAUUUAUAAGAAUUUAAAAAAUAUAUCUCCAAGAGAUAUAAGACGAGAAAUUACAAAUAAAUGAUAACUCACUAAAUUUGGGUAAAAUUAAAGACAAAAAAAGGUACUAUUACUAACUAUAUCUAUGUACAAUAAACAAAGACAGGACAGAGACAAUACGAAGUGGUCGUGUGCAAUUACAGUAAGGUGAGAUGAUUGUGCAGUAGGUAUUGAAUUGAGACAGGAUGAAGACAUGCGCAUGACACAAAAUGUGCAAAUAUAGUAUAAUUUAGAUGUGUUCAGUAACUAUGUGACUGAGUGUGCAAAUAAGCAUAUUGUUCCCAGGUCCAGUUUGUAGUAGAUUUGUGGAAGUGGCAACAUUAACUUGAAUUUAAAUAAUCUGUUAUUGUGUUUAAGUGCAUGAUUAUGGUUUAUGUAGACAAGUUGAGAGAAUUUUCAUAUUACUGAAUUAAAUUACAUGUUUUACUUUACAUAUUUUUACCAUUACCAGCAAAAACAUUCUAAUGUAGAGUGUGAUGAUGUCGGUAUUUUAUUAUUUAGAUUUUCAAUGUUGAUGUAUAAACUAUAAAAUUCAAGAGACUAUAUGUAAUGUAACUAUGUAAGUUAUGUAAGUUUAUGUUUAUCAAAAAGUUUAACAAACUGGGCAAAAGAUUUUCUCCAAAUAUGCAAUUGUUUUUCUAAAGUUGCAAAACCUGCAAUGUGUACAAAGGAAUGGAAGGGAAAUGAAAAGUGACCUCACAGUUGUCAAGUACUUAUGAGCCUUAUUCACAUUCAUCAAUUUUCUUUUGUGAGCUGAAUAAAAAUCUUAUUUGUCUGCAAA